Messenger RNA from Lolium perenne, 1654 nucleotides. Its product is annotated as la protein 1. NCBI's taxonomy places the organism in Eukaryota, Viridiplantae, Streptophyta, Magnoliopsida, Poales, Poaceae. Gene Ontology annotation, biological process: RNA processing. Gene Ontology annotation, cellular component: ribonucleoprotein complex; nucleus. Gene Ontology annotation, molecular function: mRNA binding. The record is from RefSeq and is a predicted model, not a curated record.
AAACCCGAAUAGUACCCGCCACACCCCGUAAAACCCUAGCGCAGCCGCCCCCGCUCCCGGCCCAGACGCGCUAGCCAUGGCGACCGAAGCAGCCGCCGCCGCCGCCACCCCCGCCCCCGCCGUGUCCCUCGACGAAACCAAGGCCAAAAACGUCCUCCGCCAGGUGGAGUUCUACUUCAGCGACAGCAACCUCCCGCGCGACGGGUUCCUGCGGAAGACCGUCGAGGAGAGCGAGGAUGGAUUGGUCAGCCUGGCUCUCAUCUGCUCCUUCGCGAAGAUGAGGUCGCACCUUGGCUUAGACGCCACGGUGAAAGAGGACAGCGUGCCUGAGACCACGGUGCUCGCCGUCGCCAAGGUGCUGCGGUGUUCCGCGGCCCUCCGCGUCUCUGAGGACGGGAAGAGAGUCGGUAGAGCUAGUGAGUUGUUGAAGCCAGAUGAGAUUAUAGAGCAAAUCGACUCUAGGUCGAUCGCUGCGUCACCACUUCCUUACAACGUAAAGCUGGAAGACGUUCAGUCUUUCUUUGCUCAGCAUGGCAAGGUGAACAGCGUAAGGCUACCAAAACAUGUUUCGGAUAAGAGACACUUCUGCGGCACAGCUUUAGUUGAAUUCUCAGAAGAAGAGGAAGCAAACAGUGUUUUGGAGAAGAAACUUAGUUUUGCAGGAGCUGAUCUGGAAAUUAAACCAAAGAAGGAGUUUGAUACUGAAAGAGAGGCUAAGCAAGAAGCUUAUGAAAAAUCAAACACUAAUAAGCCUGGACGUGACGAAGGAUAUCCAAAAGGUUUGAUUCUGGCUUUCAAGCUAAAGAGUAUUCGUGCUGAUGGUGACUCGGAACAAAAUGGUGGGGACAAAGUUGAUGAGACUGACAUUGCCAAGAAGGAAGAGGCUUCCAGUCCUGCCAAGGAAUCGGUGAUAGGUGAUGAAGAGAAGGUCCCUGAGAAUGCUGAUGCCACUGAAGAGAAGUCAGAUGACGUUGAGGAGUCGAAAGCCGCAGAUGCACAAUCUCUGAACAAGGAUGGUAAAAGCCCUUCGGAAAAUGACAAGGAAAUAAUUACAAGGGAGGACUUCAAAGAAUAUUUCGCAAAAUUUGGCACAGUGCGGUACGUGGAUUUCAGUAAGGGGGAUGAUUCAGGAUAUCUUAGGUUUGAGGAAUCGAAGGCAGCUGAAAAGGCCCGUGCAUUGGCAGCUCUUUCGGAUGAAGGCGGUUUGAUUAUGAAGGGCCACCUUGUUACUUUGGAACCCGUGUCUGGACAAGCUGAGAAGGAUUAUUGGAGUGAAAUAAAGGGAGGCCAAGGGAAAUAUAAAGAAAACAAUAGAAGUAACAGGGGAGGAAGGGACUGGAAGAAUAACAGAGGUGGUGGUGGAAGGCACUUCGGUGGUGGGAGGCGGGGUCGCCACUCCGACUCUUACGAAAGGGCUAGUAAAGUUCAAAAGGUUGAUGCAUCUGCUUAGAUGCUGGAUGUGCCUGUAGUACCACCAUUAGCUCUAGCGGGGAAAAGAAAGGCAUAUACCUAUGAUAUAUGUCUGCUGCCUCCACAGCUUUGGAGGCAGCCUUUCUAUGUCUGUUUUAAUUUUGUUUGUGCUUUGAAAGUUUGAACGAUGUAUCGUGAGCAAUGUUGACAAUGAGAAGAAGAGAAAGAAAACUUUAUGCGGCUA